GCGGCCGCCAUGGUUGCUCUGAUACGCAAAGAACCGGGAGCGGCUGCCGCUUUCUGCAUCUGAGCCCGCGCGUAAAGGCCGGCGGCAACCGGGAUGGAGGGCGGCGGCGCCCCGCGAGUCACCGGCUGCUGAUCGAGGCGUUCUGGCUGUGGUGAGGGAGCGGCGCGGCCGGGGGUGCAGUAGCGCCGAGUCACGGCGGGUUCUGAUCUGCCUUUUUAAGUGAGCUGCACUGUGCAGCUGUGGUGAACACUCAAUAAUGAGUGGGGCAGCAUUGGGCCUUGAGAUAGUAUUUGUCUUCGUUCUGGCCUUAUUCCUACUUCAUCGGUAUGGAGACUUCAAGAAGCAGCAUAAGCUGGUGAUCAUAGCAACAUUAUUGGCUUGGUAUCUCUGCUUUCUUAUUGUAUUUAUACUGCCUCUGGAUGUCAGUACGACUAUUUAUAAUCGGUGCAAACUUGCUGUGAAUUCCAGCCCUGCAGAAAGUAAUGGGUCUUAUGUUUCUCUUUCUCCAAGCAAGCAAAAAUGCUUCAAACCAUGGAGUUACAUUCCUAAUGGAAUUAUGCCAGUUUUUUGGCGUGUUGUGUAUUGGACAUCACAGUUUUUAACAUGGAUUUUGCUACCUUUCAUGCAGUCAUAUGCUAGAUCAGGAGGGUUCUCCAUUACUGGAAAGAUUAAAACUGCAUUGAUUGAGAAUGCAAUCUAUUAUGGCACUUACUUGCUGAUUUUUGGAGCAUUUUUAAUAUAUGUGGCUGUAAACCCAAACUUCAAUUUACAAUGGAACCAACUUCAGACUAUUGGGAUAGCUGCUGCAAACACAUGGGGUCUCUUUCUUCUUGUGUUGCUUUUGGGUUAUGGUUUGGUGGAAAUUCCCCGUUCUCACUGGAAUGGGGCCAAGAGAGGUUAUCUGCUCAUGAAGACCUAUUUCAAAGCUGCUAAACUGAUGACUGAAAAAGCAGAUGCAGAGGAGAAUUUAGAGGAUAUUAUGGAGGAAGUUCGUAAAGUAAGUGAGAGUAUCAAGUAUAACCACCCUUUGAGAAAAUGUGUUGAUACAAUACUGAAAAAGUGUCCUACUGAGUACCAGGAAAGAAUGGGUAGGAAUAUGGAUGAUUAUGAAGAUUUUGAUGAAAGACAGAACAGUUAUCCAACUGAAAAAAGUUUGGUCAAACUUCACAAGCAGGUAAUCUAUUCAGUACAGAGACAUCGUCGUACACAGGUCCAGUGGCAAAUUCUUUUAGAACAAGCAUUUUACCUAGAAGAUGUGGCAAAAAAUGAAACCAGUGCAACUCGACAGUUUGUUCAUACAUUUCAUUCCCAGGAACCAGAGAAUAAAAUCACUCAGUAUUUCUACACACCAACAGUUGAGUGGUACUGGGAAUGUCUUCUACGACCAUGGUUUUACAGGGUGCUUGCUGUUGUUCUGGCCACAUUCUCUGUCAUUGUUGUGUGGUCAGAGUGCACCUUUUUCAGCACAAAACCAGUUUUAUCACUGUUUGCAGUUUUCAUACAGCUGGCAGAAAAGACAUAUAAUUAUAUAUACAUAGAGAUGGCCUGUUUUCUUACCAUCUUUUUCUUAAGUAUCUGUGUUUAUUCUACUGUCUUCAGGAUCCGUGUAUUUAACUACUAUUACUUAGCUUCACAUCAUCAGACAGAUGCAUAUAGUCUCCUUUUCAGUGGCAUGUUAUUUUGCCGUCUUACUCCACCAUUAUGCUUGAACUUUUUGGGCUUGACCCACAUGGAUGCAACAAUCUCUCACAAAAAUACUCAGCCAACUGCUUAUACAUCUAUAAUGGGAUCCAUGAGGGUGCUGUCCUUCAUUGCAGAUGGAUUUUAUAUAUAUUACCCAAUGCUUGUUGUCAUUCUCUGUAUUGCCACAUACUUCAGUUUAGGAACUCGUUGUUUGAAUCUUUUGGGAUUUCAGCAGUUCAUGGGGGAUAACGAAAUGACCUCUGAUUUGAUUGAUGAAGGGAAAGAGCUGAUCAGAAGAGAGAAAAGAAAACGUCAAAGACAAGAAGAAGGUGAAAACAGAAGAAGGGAGUGGAAAGAGCGAUAUGGAAAUAGAGAUGAUUCCACUAGAAACAGAGUUGUCCACACAGACCAAAAAGAAUCCAGUUUCUCAGAGGCCAAUGCCAAUAGACCUCUAUCAAAGUAUACCCGAUCAAAUGGUAGGACUGAAAGAGAUAGAAUAGAACUUCUUCAGGAUGCAGAACCUUUGGAUUUUAAUGCAGACUCAAUUAAUGAUGACCCUCUUGAAUCGGACUCUGGAAGGUUAAAAAGGGAAAUAGAGAGGAACCUUGCAUACCUGGACAUGUCAUUGUUGGAGUCUGGGGAAGAGAAUUGGACCUACUUUUCAGGCUGGUAUCUUUACUGAUAGCUUGCCCCAGCUUCAGAAGCUCAAAGAGCUUCUGCAAAUGCAGGGAUACAGUGAACUGCAGCAAAGGCUAGCUGGAGAUGUAAGCUUCCCGCAGUGCCUGGAGGAAGCAUGUGAGGACUUUGCUCCUGAGGCUGAUUGGGCACUUGGUAUUUUCAUGAAGCCUAAGGUGGGAUGGAAGUAAGGGUUCCUACACCUCUCCCUCUUUUCCAUACACAGUCAAAACAGGUCAUAAUUCCUU
Neopsephotus bourkii (Bourke's parrot) is the source of this 2606-nucleotide messenger RNA. RefSeq names its product LMBR1 domain containing 2 (gene LMBRD2). Lineage: Eukaryota; Metazoa; Chordata; Aves; Psittaciformes; Psittacidae. The transcript is spliced from 18 exons. Gene Ontology annotation, cellular component: membrane. Gene Ontology annotation, biological process: adrenergic receptor signaling pathway. The coding region runs from base 257 to 2365 and encodes 702 amino acids. The record is from RefSeq and is a predicted model, not a curated record.